Amorphotheca resinae ATCC 22711 is the source of this 1477-nucleotide messenger RNA. RefSeq lists its product as hypothetical. NCBI's taxonomy places the organism in Eukaryota, Fungi, Ascomycota, Leotiomycetes, Helotiales, Amorphothecaceae. The transcript has 4 exons. Gene Ontology annotation, molecular function: ATP binding; proteasome-activating activity; ATP hydrolysis activity. Gene Ontology annotation, biological process: proteasome-mediated ubiquitin-dependent protein catabolic process. The coding region runs from base 83 to 1477 and encodes 464 amino acids. Gene Ontology annotation, cellular component: proteasome regulatory particle, base subcomplex. The record is from RefSeq and is a predicted model, not a curated record.
CGAUCAGACACAUCGUCUGUCAUUGAUCUAAUAUCUCCCCGUAGCUUGCUAGCAGAACUGUUUUGACAGCACUGCAGCCAAGAUGGGACAGCAACAAUCUGGCCUGGGAGGAGCCGGCCCAGGUGGGGAUAAUAAAGAUGAGAAGGACAAGAAGAAGGAUAAGCCCAAGUACGAACCACCUCCACGGCCAACAACACGCAUAGGCCGAAAGAAGCGCAAGGCGGCUGGCCCAAAUGCAGCAGCGAAACUUCCUACCGUCUAUCCUACCUCCAGAUGCAAGUUGAGAUACCUACGAAUGCAACGAAUCCACGACCACCUACUCCUUGAAGAAGAGUACGUCGAGAACCAAGAACGUCUGCGAAAGGCCAAGGCAGCAAAGGAAGGGCCUCCCGCUGCAGCUGGUGGCGACUCUGAAGCCCUCGACAGGAAUGCCGAUGAGCGAGGAAGAGUUGACGAUAUGCGUGGUAGCCCGAUGGGUGUUGGUACUUUGGAGGAGAUGAUUGACGAUGAUCAUGCCAUCGUUUCCAGCACUACUGGUCCCGAAUACUACGUUUCCAUCAUGUCGUUUGUUGACAAGGAUCUGUUAGAACCUGGCGCGAGCGUCUUACUUCAUCACAAGUCUGUUUCUAUUGUCGGUGUUUUAACUGAUGAUGCCGAUCCGCUGGUUUCGGUCAUGAAGCUUGACAAGGCGCCAACGGAAUCAUACGCUGAUAUUGGUGGUCUGGAGUCGCAAAUUCAGGAGGUACGAGAAUCGGUGGAGCUACCACUGUUACAUCCGGAGUUGUAUGAAGAGAUGGGUAUCAAGCCUCCGAAGGGUGUCAUUCUCUAUGGUGCGCCGGGUACUGGAAAGACGCUACUUGCAAAGGCCGUGGCAAAUCAGACGAGUGCAACGUUCUUACGUAUCGUGGGAAGUGAGCUCAUCCAGAAGUACUUGGGUGAUGGACCACGGCUUGUCAGGCAACUUUUCCAGGUCGCAGCAGAAAAUGCACCAUCGAUUGUCUUCAUCGACGAAAUUGAUGCCAUCGGUACCAAGCGAUAUGAGUCUACAUCAGGGGGUGAACGAGAAAUCCAACGAACCAUGUUAGAACUCCUCAACCAACUUGAUGGUUUCGAUGAUCGAGGAGAUGUUAAAGUCAUCAUGGCUACCAACAAGAUCGAUACCCUUGACCCUGCUCUCAUCAGACCGGGACGUAUUGACCGGAAGAUCCUUUUCGAGAAUCCCGAUCAGGUCACCAAGCGCAAGAUCUUCACAUUACAUACAUCUAAGAUGUCGUUGAACGAGGACGUUGAUUUGGAGGAGUUUAUUAGUCAGAAGGAUGAUUUAUCUGGUGCGGAUAUUAAGGCUAUUUGCUCGGAGGCUGGUCUGAUGGCCCUCAGAGAGCGAAGAAUGAGAGUCCAAAUGGCGGACUUCAGGGCUGCGAGGGAGAGAGUUCUCAAGACAAAGAGUGAGGGUGAACCAGAGGGCUUGUACUUGUAG